AUUUUAAUUGUAGAGACACACAUUAAUUAUACUUUGCAAAAAAAUAGUUUGAAGUAUUAAUUAAAAUAGUUUUAAUUAGUUGCAUUAGUUUUGUAUCCAUUAUUAUAUUUGUUGUGAAUUAAUAUUUGUUACAUUUUUUAGAUGGAAGGUGGUAGAUAUUCGGUUGAUUUGGGUAACCUCCAACGCAAUCGAAGAAACGAGAUUGGGAGGAAGAAAUCCCGCAAAGGUAAAGAACUUGCCGGGUCUUCAUCUCAAAGCCAAGAUGAUUUUGAAACGGGUUACCAAAGGCGAGAUGGAGAUGCGAUGUCCGAAGAACAACUCCAACAAGAAUUGGCCCGACAUAAUAACCGCUUUCUACAACAACAACAAAUGCCGACGACCAUUGACGAAGAGGAGCUUGAGGAUGAAGAUGCGGAGGAAUUGGAACCGGAGACGGCCGAGGAGGAGGGUGCCGGCAGCCACGACGCCGACGCGCCUGCCUCAUCCCAAACCGCCACCGGUAAUAAAAAAAGUAAGUCUGAACUAAUGAAAAAUAAUUUUGAUAAAUGGAAGGACCCACAAACCGGCUAUUGGCACGCAACUUGCAAGUGGUGCAACAACAAUUAUAGUUUGGGAACCUCCGGCGGAUACGGAUCCGCCGCAAGGCAUCUUAAGGCAAAGCACCCCGUGGAGUAUGCAAAAUUAGGCGGCGGAACGGGGAAGCAAACUCAAAUAUCGAGUUGCUGUGGAACAAGAAUUUAGUUCGGCCGGCAACGUCCUAACGGCAUCUAGAUCGAGAUUGAGCGCGGAGUCUCUUGAGACGCUUAUAUGCUACCACGAUUGGUUGAAGGCCGCACGUAGAACUCAAGAAUUGAGCAUCACCCCCUCCCAAGAUUUUAUGGAUGACUCAACAACCGAUGGUGG
This is a messenger RNA of Cuscuta epithymum, 903 nucleotides long. The record is from the annotation of a GenBank genome assembly. Lineage: Eukaryota; Viridiplantae; Streptophyta; Magnoliopsida; Solanales; Convolvulaceae.